Messenger RNA from Cyclocybe aegerita, 375 nucleotides. The record is from the annotation of a GenBank genome assembly. Lineage: Eukaryota; Fungi; Basidiomycota; Agaricomycetes; Agaricales; Hemipholiotaceae.
AUGUUGCCCUGGUUUUUCUCCUCAAAGGCCCUCCACUCGCCCCAGCAGCAGCCAAUCCGCCGCUCGCCAGCGCUCUCGCUCCUACACUAUGAGACCCCGUCGCCGCCACCCUCGUCCCGCGUGGACCCAAAGCUCAAGCGACGGCCACGACGUCCCCUUCGUGUAUGGGACUAUUGGAAGUUCGGGGCAGUCGUUGCUGCCAAAGCGACCGAGGUCACCUCCGAUGUUCUCUCGCAUCAUAUUUGGGGACCGCGGCGAAAAUCUUGGGGUAUCGAAAUGACCAUCGUCACAAGUCUUAUGCGCGGAGCAGAGAGGCACAGUGCACUCAUGGACAUUGCGAGUUGCCUCCCCUCCAUCCGACAUCCGUCGUCCUAA